AGUUAAUGCCACUAUAUGACCUCCUAUCUCCUAUAUAUCUAUAUAUAUAUCUCCUAUGUGCUUUCCAUCACGUAAAUUAUGUGAAGUUUUCAAUAUUUUUAUUCUUCCCACGAGAAAAGCGCAGCAAACUACCCAAGACGUAACUCCUGCUGUGUCUGCAGUUCACUCCAAAAACACAACUGAGCUGUCAUCUCGUCGCUGCACGGCUUAUCGCAUGCAUGGAUCUGACUGUAGAGUGAGCUGGUGACCUUGUUGACGUAGACGUGCUCUCUCACUUCAGGACCAUGAGCAUGGCACUGGGCUGGCUCCAGUCUCACUUGUCCUGCGCUAACCCGACCAGUAACUCCAGUAUCACACAUCAGCACGCUCACAGCAAAGCCUGCUGAACAGGACUGCGCGGUGAGCCAUGCUGUCUGGUACUUGGCGGCGCUCUGUGGGGCAUCAGCAGACUGCUGCAGCACCUGCGGUGUCCAACAGGGGGAUGACAGUGUGCGGGGUCCCCAGCGGGACGGUGGUCCUCGAGGCCCAGUAUGACUACAACUACCGCGGUGCCGAUGGACGCCAGGUCUGCAUAAGAGAGGGUGAACGGUUUAUUCUCCUGAAGAAGACCAACUCUGACUGGUGGCAGGUGCGGAGAAUUGGGGCAGCCAGUAAAACAAAGCCGUUGUAUGUACCUGCUACGUAUGUGACAGAGGUGCCUAUUGCACCCAUGCCCUCGCCACAGCGCCUGGUAAUGUCUGCCUCGCUCAACUCCAACCUCAGGAUACUGCCAAGGGUUUCACUCUCUCCGAGCCCAAAAGCGACUUCCUGUAAUGAGCAGCAUCAAGUGAACAAACCCAUCUACCGCUCCAUGGAAAACCUCAACUUCAGUGCCUUCCAGGGGCUGGACAACAACACCAGCACAGGUGGAGGGCGCAUCCCCACCCUGCCCCUUUCUGGAUUCACCUUUACCCCCAAUUCUCCCACCUCCCUAUCAGGCCACCUCAUGGUCCCUGGAUCCCCCGCAGCCUCCACGGCCCAAACAGCACCACCAAAUCCCAGGGUGGUCCCCAUGAUCACACGGAGCCAGAGCUCCAGCAACCUGCCUGAAAACCUGACGGAGAACCCGUACGAUGAGGUGGGUGGCAGCUUCAGCAGUCGUGUCAACCACAGGAUUCCCAAGAAGUCUUGUAGCCAGUGGGACAUGGUGGGGUCUCCCGGCAAGAAGAACCACCUGCAGGUCCCAACAGAGUCCUAUCUGUCACAGCUGUCCUGGCAAGACUCUCCUCUGUACGCUGAAGGCACACAGCCAGAGAAACAUCCAUCGCAGCCAGAGCCACCUCGCCCUGACCCAGGUCAACAGCCUCUUCAGAUCAAGGACCUGUGGGAGCAGUACUCAGACCCAGCUACAGGUAGAUUCUACUACGUCAACACCAUCACCAAGGAGAGGUCCUGGAAACCCCCUCGCCGGGCUCGUGGACACACCAUCAAUAAGGCCAGUCCAGCACAACCUCAGACAUUACCCAGGGACACCAGCCAUCUGUCACUGCCGCUUCCUGGAGCUGGCAAUGGAGCUAUGCACAGGCUGUCACCUGAUUUCCUCUUCGGGAGCCACCAGGGGAAAACUGACAGUGGCUGGCAGAUGAAACAGAGCAUGCAGCGUGCAGCCUCCUCUGAAACCCUGAGCACGAUGGCGUUCAGCAGUGCAGAUGCCCAGAGUCAUAACUCUGCCCCCUUGCAUGAUGUCAAGCAGCAGCUCAGUCACUCCCAAUCUAUGAUCCUGCCUGAGAAUGGCAAGCUGGUCCAGCAGUGCAGCAGAGAUUAUUCUCGUAAUGUGGCCAACAUCAUCGUGGAGCCUCCGUCGCCUCAGAGCUCUCCAGACAGCGAUGGCUGCACACCAGAGCUGGAGAAAGCCGGCCUCUUGAACAAGACAAAGAUUGCAGAGGGAGGCCGGAAACUGAGGAAAAACUGGAGUCCAUCCUGGGUAGUGUUGGUCGGGAACAGUCUGGUUUUCUUCAAAGAUCCUAAAUCAUACACACCUUCCACCUGGAAACCAGGAAACAGUCGCCCUGAGAGCAGUGUGGAUUUAAGAGGCGCACAACUGCACUGGGCCAACGAGCUGUCGAGCAAGAAGAAUGUCUUUAAGUUGAGGACAAUAACAGGCAACGAGUUCCUGCUGCAGUCGGAGACUGACUCUUUGAUCAAAGAGUGGUACAGCACUAUUCAGAAUGUCAUCGAAAGACUGGACCGUGAAAACCCAUUGGACAAUGUCCUUCUGUACUCUCUGAGGAGAGCAGGCAGCGUGGAGAUGCUGGACCACAGUGGAGAUGAAGAUGAGAGGAGAACGUCACUCCCUCGCUCGACAUCCAACCUGGAAAACACAGAGAGGAAAAGAGUAAAGACCCGGCUGAAGAAGCUGAUCCUAAAGAGACCUCCUCUACAGGCCCUGCAGGAGAAAGGGCUCAUUAAAGAUCAGGUGUUUGGCUGUCGUCUGGAGAUGCUCUGCGAGCGAGAGAAGAACAUGGUCCCUCGCUUCGUCAGGCUUUGUACUGAGGCUGUGGAGAGGAGAGGACUGGACACUGAUGGCAUCUACAGAGUAUCAGGAAACCUGGCAGUGAUUCAGAAACUACGCUUCCUGGUGAACCAUGAGCGAGCGGUGACUACUGACGGCCGUUACAUGUUCCCAGCGGAGUUGGUACAAGAGGAGAAGCUGAAUUUGGAUGAGAGCGAGUGGGAGGACAUUCAUGUCAUCACGGGAGCUUUGAAACUUUUCUUUCGCGAGCUUCCUGAGCCUCUGGUGCCCUACGGCUUCUUCACAGACAUCGUGGAGACAGUCAAGAUGUCGGACUACAUGGACAAAGUGGACCGUUUGAAGUGUCUGGUGCUUAACAUGCCUCCUCCAAACCACGACACGCUGCUGUUCAUGUGCCGCCAUCUCAAACGAGUUUUAGCACAUUCAGAUACCAACAGAAUGACCACACAGAACAUCGGCAUUGUGUUUGGGCCGACCCUGAUGCGCCCGGAGCGGGACAAUGGCAACAUGGCGGUGAAUAUGGUUUACCAGAACCAGGCGGUGGAGCUCAUCCUCAGCGAAUUUGACCACAUCUUUGGAACGAGAGGCGCCUCUUGAUCUUUUCGGACAG
Seriola dumerili (greater amberjack) is the source of this 3122-nucleotide messenger RNA. RefSeq names its product Rho GTPase activating protein 9 (gene arhgap9). The coding region runs from base 407 to 3109 and encodes 900 amino acids. The transcript is spliced from 22 exons. Lineage: Eukaryota; Metazoa; Chordata; Actinopteri; Carangiformes; Carangidae. The record is from RefSeq and is a predicted model, not a curated record. Gene Ontology annotation, biological process: regulation of GTPase activity; signal transduction. Gene Ontology annotation, cellular component: cytoplasm. Gene Ontology annotation, molecular function: protein binding; phospholipid binding.